AUGAAUAACCAUAAAAGUUUAUAUCUUCAAAACAACGGACAAAACUCUAACAACAUUCAAGACUUAAGACAACCCCAUCAUAAUUCCCAGCUGCACUGUCAGUUACAAGUUCCUCCGAUAUACUUCCAACCUCACAUCAUGCAGCAAAAAACAGUCUUCGUGCCCCCACAAGUUAGUGAACAAAGAUAUUUUAAUGGACAGUACCUUCAAGGAUACUACCUCAUCCAACAUCAAAAUCCAGCAGGAGGGUUUAUUUUUACGGUGCAACAACAGAAGCAGUUAACUCCAGAAGAAGCCCCGGUGACAAAUGGUCAACAAGUGCAACCUGCAGGAAACAAUAACCCUGUGAUUACUGAGGAUAAUCAACGAAACCAACUACAAGUAAAUUCAAAGAAGCAGAAGCUUUCGAAUCCUCAAAAAACGAUGGAACAACAACAUAAGCAGUUAACUCCAGAAGCCCCGGUGACAAAUGGUCAACAAGUGCAACCUGCGAUUACUGAGGAUAAUCAACGAAACCAACUACAACAAGUAAAUUCAAAGAAGCGGAAGCGUUCGAAUCCCCAAAAAACGGUGGAACAACAACAACAGAAGCAGUUAAGUCCAGAAGGAGUCCCGUUGACAAGUGGUCAACAAAUGCAACCUCCAGUAACCAAUAAUCUUGGAGUUACUAAGAAUAAUCAAAGAACACAACAAGUAAAUUCAAAGAAGCGGAAGCUUUCGAAUGAAUUGAUUCAGAAUGAUCAAAGACUGCAACAACAGGUAGUUAAGACGAAGCAACGGCAGCGGUCGCCUUUGCUGGUUCCUGCACGCCGACAAGAAGAUUUUUUUAAGAAUUAUGGAUGUGAUAUUUGUUUGAUGCGUUUCGACAAAUUGUCUGAGAAAACUGUACACAUGGAUUCAGUUCAUCCUAAUAUUCAAGGACAAUUUAUAUUCCCAUUGCUUUUUUGUUUUCAUCUGCAAGCCUCUAACGAGCAGCAACAAUCGAGUCCACAAGAAGUACCAUUACUCUCAGCUUUUCAACAGGAAGCUUCUGAUACUAACAACAAACAGCUGCAGUCGGGCUGCUCCAGUGGUCAACAAGAGAAGCAGCGGGCUCCAGUCCAAGAAGAAUUGUGUCUUCCAGAACAGUCGCAGCAGCUAACUCCAGGACAAACCUUGACAGAUGACCCACAAAUGGAAGCUACAAGCGCGUUGAAUCCUAACAAUCAGCAACAAUUGAGUUGGAAAAAGGAAGAAGUUGUUGUGCCGUUGGGUCAGCCUGAACAAAAAAAGGACACAACCCAAAACACGGAACAACAUCAGCAACUGCCACCACAGAAAUCCGCACUGAAAAUAUACAAGUGUGAUUACUGUACAAGACGUUUCUCUAAGAUGUGCUACAAAAAGCAGCACAUGAACGACGUACAUAAUGAGGAAAAUAAAAUUAAAUGUGUGACUUGUGGUAAGAAGUUCGAUACGGAAGAGAAGCGUGAUAGACACGCUUUGUGGCAUACGACAGAAAAGGACACAUAA
Molecule: messenger RNA, 1512 nt
Organism: Aethina tumida (small hive beetle)
Lineage: Eukaryota; Metazoa; Arthropoda; Insecta; Coleoptera; Nitidulidae
Product: transcription factor SPT20 homolog
Exons: 1
Coding region: 1-1512 (503 amino acids)
Source: RefSeq, a predicted model, not a curated record